AAAUCUUGUUUCUUUUGUCUCUCUUCUUGUUUCUUUCUUCUACCUAACACUAACACCAUUUUAACUGAAAACUCACAUUCUCUUGCCCCUUCAUUUUAGGCGGAUAAACCGGUGUAAAUUUGACAGAUCCAAGAGUACAAAUUCUUAGCAAAUCAAGAGCUAAGAUGGAGAAGAGUUUUGAGUUUCGUCGAUGGGAUGAAUUGAUUCCUGAUGCACUUGGGCUAAUAUUUAGAAACCUUUCACUUCAAGAGGUAUUAACUAUAGUCCCAAGGGUGUGCAAGUCAUGGGGAAAAGCAGCAAAGGGUCCUUAUUGUUGGCAAGAGAUUGACAUUGAGGAAUGGAGCAAAAAUCGAUGCCCUGAUAACCUUGAUCGGAUGCUUCAAUUGCUUAUUACAAGAAGCUGUGGCUCUCUGCGUAAGCUUUGUGUUUCCAGUCUCUCUCGCGACUCAAGCUUCUCAUUCAUUGCAAACAAUGCCAAAUUUCUGCAGAUGUUGCGGUUGCCAAAAAGUGAAAUAGGUGAUUCCGUUGUGGAACAAGUUGUGGGAAUGUUCACGAACAUUACAUUUUUGGAUGUAAGCUACUGCUUAAAAAUAGGAGCCAGAGCCCUUGAAGCUAUAGGGAAGCAUUGCAAAUGUCUCACUGGUUUGCGUCGAACAAUGCAUCCCCUUGAGGUUAUUGGCAAGCUAUCCCAAGACGAUGAAGCCUUGGCGAUAUCAAGUACAAUGCCAAAUCUCAAGCAACUCGAGAUUGCCUACAUGUUGGUUGGUACAACAAGCAUAAUUGAGGUACUUCAAAACUGCAGAUGUCUUGAGCUACUGGAUGUAAGAGGUUGUUGGAAUGUGAACCUCGAUGAUGAUUUCAUGAAGACAUUCCAUCAGCUAAAGGUGGUUGGUCCGAUUGUUGUAGACUGCUAUGAUGGGAAUGGCUGGGACAAUUGCUCUGACUAUUCAAGUUCUUCUGGCUAUGUACGGUGGGAUUUUGUGGCUGGUGAUGUGGACGAUGAUGACUUUGAUGAGAUGUCUGAUGUGUAUUGGGAGGAUGAUCAAGUUAUUGAGGAUGUCGAAAUGUGGUUUUAUGAUGACUUAAAUGUUGUGGACUCUGGAUAUGAUUGGCCGCAAUCUCCUUGAGGUUUGACGAUCAAAUUCUUACUUAUUCAAUUUCCAGAA
Messenger RNA from Solanum verrucosum, 1166 nucleotides. Its product is annotated as F-box protein FBW2-like. The record is from RefSeq and is a predicted model, not a curated record. The transcript has 3 exons. Lineage: Eukaryota; Viridiplantae; Streptophyta; Magnoliopsida; Solanales; Solanaceae. Bases 165 to 1127 code for a protein of 320 amino acids.